Hypoxylon trugodes is the source of this 1618-nucleotide messenger RNA. RefSeq lists its product as uncharacterized. Gene Ontology annotation, biological process: GPI anchor biosynthetic process. The coding region runs from base 324 to 1574 and encodes 416 amino acids. Gene Ontology annotation, molecular function: glycosyltransferase activity. The record is from RefSeq and is a predicted model, not a curated record. Gene Ontology annotation, cellular component: Golgi membrane. Lineage: Eukaryota; Fungi; Ascomycota; Sordariomycetes; Xylariales; Hypoxylaceae. The transcript is spliced from 3 exons.
GUCCCAACACAUAAAAGCAAAGUAUACAUAGUAACAACAUAAUAAUAUAACCCAUGGAGGGAAUUUGGAAAGGGAACUUUUGUGACCAAAUCCCAAACUCCAAAUGGCUAUGCAUCCACUACCAGGUUUUCCAAUAUGAUGAUGCUCUUUUCUAUGUCUUCGUGUGAUUUAACACUUCUCCCUUCAACAACAGAAGUCCCUUUCCUUUACUAAACUAUUUCAUACCUAAUGGAUGUUCGCAUCCUGCCUGAAUCAAUUUCUUGGCAUCAGAACUGCCAAAUUAAUUCGCCCCCAUGAAAACCAUUCGUUGAAUAAGGCAAAGUAUGCAUCCAAAUAUAGGUCUAUGUCUAGGCUUUUUGUUUAUUUACGCUUGGCUCGUUGGAUAUAUUCGGUCAACAUGUUGGAAAGACCCAACAUCCAAGUUCUUCCAGACUGAGCGAGCACACGCCCCAAAAUAUUCGGCGCAUCGAAUACAGGAGGCUGUACAAUAUGCGGACCAAGUAGGAGCAGGGCAAACGGGGCAUGGAAGUCAGAGGAGCCCGCCCGAACUCUGCGUAGGGAUUCCCUCGGUGCAUCGAGACGGUAUCUCGUACUUGAAAUCGACAUUGGGCUCUCUUCAACAUGGCCUAAGUGCGGAAGAGAGAGCCGGUCUUCGCUUCGUUGUGCUUCUUGCCCACGCCGACCAGAAAAAACACGCAGACUAUGGAGAACCAUGGCUCACCAACAUGGCCGACGUCCUCCCUUCGUACGAUGAUUAUCCAGAACGAAUGGCCCUUGCCACGGCCAUAGAGCACAACAAAACACACGGAACCAAGAUCAAGUUCGACUUUUCAGUCGUGAUGGAAGAAUGCGAGAAGACUGGAGCACCCUACAAUUUAAUUGUAGAGGACGAUGUGGUAUUCUUAGACGGGUGGCGGCACCGAACUCUACAAGCAUUAGAUGUGGCGACGACCAAGUCAUGGUCAACAGGACACACGGAUUUCUUAUACCUACGUCUAUUCUACUACGAAGGCCUCCUUGGCUGGAAUUCAGAGUCCUGGAUGACAUACCUAGGAUGGUCUUUAGCGGCUACCGUCAGCGUUGUAUGCGUCCUAUUUUUAACCCGGCGGUAUGUUCCCGCGGCUCGACUAUACCUAACACGGUCUGUGUUUCUCUUAACGGUGCUUGUCUUCAUGCCGCUCCUAAUCACCCUAUUCUUCGCUGCUGGAGGGAAUUGCAUGCUGCCGCUCCCGGAAGGCGUACACCAAAUGACCGAGAACGCGUGCUGCAGCCAGGGUCUCGUAUUUCCACAUUCCACUGUGGCAAACGAAUUAAUGCCACAUUUUCGUCAAAAUAGGUGGUCAGAAGUUCCAAUCGAUAGCUUUAUAGAAGAGUACGCAGAUGCGGCAGGUUCAUUGCGCUGGGCGCUGACACCAGUCGUGAUGCAGCAUGUUGGCGGUCGUAGUAGCCAUGGGGUUUACAGAGCGGCCUACGGGGAUAUGAUAGGGGGUAAAAUCUGGAAUUUCGGAUUUGAGGAAAACAAUCCAGAUACCUUGGCUACAGAGCACUCACGGGCAAACAACCAAACAUCAUAGAUACCUAUUAGAUACCAUAAAUUUUGAAACGUUGUCUCUACUAA